AUUCCUGCCACUAGUCAUGACGGAGAAAAAUUUUACUUAGAAAUAGGAGAUUACCUUCUAUUACAUCCUUUUCUAUGACUUUUCAACAUCUUAUUCUUUUUUCUAUAUAUGUGAUAGCAUUAUUGAAUAUGUAUAUGCUAUUUAUUCGUCUGAUGGUAAAGUUAUUUUCUUACCCGAUGGACACAGGAUACCUUGUAUCAAUGGGGGAUAAGUUUCUUUUACUGGUAAUGUGUUUAUUGGUAUCUACAUUCUGGUUGGCUAUUGCUUCCUCCUCAGAUGGUCUGGUGAGACUAGGUCUAAGGAAACAGCGCUUAGGCAUUAACAGUAUAAAUGCCGCUAGAAUUAAAGGGACAGACAGUGCAUAUGCUAAGGGAGAAGUAACAACUACUCGUGGCUCAGAUGAUUCAGCAAUGAAUAUAGUUUCCCUGAAGAACUAUUUGGAUGUUCAGUAUUUUGGAGAAGUUGGAAUUGGUUCACCACCACAGAAGUUCACUGUCAUCUUUGAUACUGGCAGUUCCAACCUAUGGAUUCCAUCUUCACAUUGUUAUUUUUCCGUUGCUUGCUUUUUCCACUCUAGAUACAACUCUAGCAAGUCAAGUACAUACACGGAGAUUGGGAAACCUUGCAAAAUCAAUUAUGGUUCUGGAAUGAUUUUGGGCUUCUUCAGUGAAGAUAAUAUAAAAGUUGGAGGCCUUGUUGUCAAAAAUCAAGUAUUUACAGAAGCCAUAAGAGAAGGAAGUCUUAUUCUUUCUUUGGCAAGUUUUGAUGGGAUACUUGGACUUGGGUUUCAGGACAUUUCUGUGGGGAAUGUGGCUCCGCUUUGGUACAGUAUGAUGGAACAAAGCCUAGUUGCUCAGAAGGUAUUCUCCUUCUGGUUCAACAAAGAUCCAUCGGCCAGCGAAGGCGGUGAGAUUGUCUUUGGUGGUGUUGAUCAGAAGCACUUCAAGGGAAAGCAUACUUAUGUCCCGGUCAUUCGGAAAGGUUAUUGGCAGAUUGAAUUGGCAGAUUUUUUAAUUGCAGACAAAUCCACAGGAUUUUGCACCAACUGCACUGCUAUAGUGGAUUCAGGCACGUCCUUCAUUGCUGGCCCCAAAGCUGCUGUGACAAAAAUGAAUCAUGCUAUUGGAGCGAAAGGAUUUGUGAGCAUGGAAUGUAAAAAAGUGGUUGCUCAGUAUGGCGAUCUGAUGUGGCAGCUCUUGUUAUCAGGGCUACAGCCCGACAAAUUAUGUUCCAAUAUUGGUAUAUGCUCCUACAAUAGGACUCAAAAAAUGAGUGAAACUAUUGAAAUGGUGGUAGAACAAAAGAGAGAGAAGCACACAGAAGUCGGCCAGGACCUUCUAUGCACUGCUUGUGAGUUGACUUUAGCAUGGAUAAGGACAGAGCUUACGCAAAACAAAACAGAAGGAAGAGUAAUUGAAUAUGUGAACAAGUUGUGCGAUAACCUACCAAAUCCCACAAGAGAACUAGCUGUUGAUUGUGAAAAAAUACCAAACAUGCCGACUGUUUCAUUUAUCAUUGGGAAUAAAUCCUUCCACCUUACUCCCGAGCAGUACAUCCGCAGAGUGGAACAAAAUUUCUCUACCUUCUGCGUCAGUAGCUUUAUUGCAUUGGAUAUUCCUCCUCCUCAGGGUCCUCUCUGGAUUCUUGGGGAAAUCUUCAUGGAAGCAUAUCACACUGUGUUUGAUUUUGGUAAUCUCCGAGUAGGAUUUGCAGAAGCUGUUUAGGGCUGUCUAAGGAAAUACCCAGUGCUAUUUGCAAGAUGAUCAAUGAUUGCUUGGCUAUGUUAUACUAUGAUGCCGUAUCAUUGUACUCAAAUUAUUAAUGGAUGUGCUGGGCAACAUUUUAUCCUUUACUUUGCUACAUCCCAAAUUGAAAGGAAAAGAUUUUAAGGAAGUACUUUUAUCAACUUUAUUGCCAUAUUGGCACCUGGGUUUUGCAUUCAACCACGAAUCG
Durio zibethinus is the source of this 1953-nucleotide messenger RNA. Lineage: Eukaryota; Viridiplantae; Streptophyta; Magnoliopsida; Malvales; Malvaceae. The record is from RefSeq and is a predicted model, not a curated record.